CCUUAUUAUUCCGUCACACUACAUCUUUCUUUUCUUCUUUUUCUUUUCUUUCUCUUUCUCUUUCUCUCUUUCUGUCUCCUGUCACACAACAAUGACUUUGUGUGUUAAACCCCGAAUUUUUAUGAAGUAAUCAUGUCCCGCUCAAAUACAUACAUAUAGUGUCAAACAAAUGCAACUCUUGCACAACGUGUUACCAAGUUAAUAGUAAUAAUAUCUUACUCACACGGGGGGUGGUCUUUUUUCUUUUUCUUUCCUUCCCUUUCUCUUUAAACAUAGUGUUGCCCAAGAUUCAUAAAUUAUUGCUAAGAAAAAUGGGAGCCAAGCAUUCAAGGCAACAUAUGAUGAUGAAUGGACACUAUCGAAGAGAAAGUGUACAUCAACAACAACAACAACAACAACAGCAACAGCAACAGCAACAGCAACAGACGGUCACUUCAACAUCUCGAUCCACUGCUUCUAUUACCAUUGAAGGUAGACACUAUUAUCAUGAUGAAAUCUCAGGUGUCUACAUGUUACCUCGAGAUGAAAUAGAACAAGACCGACUCAAUUCUCAACAUUUCUCAUUAAAAGCAUUCUAUGAAGGUAAUGUUUUACCUUCUGUAAAGAAGCUGAUACCAGCUGAAGCAAAAGUGCUUGAUAUUGGUUGUGGGUCCGGUAGUUGGGUGAUGGAAAUGGCAGUUGAUCAUCCACAAUUUAAAGUCAUAGGCUCAGAUAUAGCAGAUAUGUUUCCUACGACGAUUCGACCUGAAAAUGUAGAAUUUGAACUCUAUAAUGCAGUCAAGGGACUACCUUAUCCUGAUAACACAUUUGACUAUGUUCAUAUGCGACUAUUGAUUUCGGCCUUCGGUAAAAAUGACUGGCCUUUUGUUAUAAACGAAAUCUAUCGGGUACUUAAACCAGGCGGACUUGUUGAACUCGUGGAGUCGGAUUUUACAGAAAAAUCAAGCAACCCUGUUGUAGAAGCAUUUAAUCAAGAACUCAUUAAGGCCUUAGAAGAAAGUGGACAAGAUGCACAUAUUGCGCCUAAAUUACCUGAUCUUUUGACGCAUGCUCAUUUUGAUGUGAUAGAAGUCAAUACGAAAUACUUGAAUUAUGGUUUGCCAUUAGACCCUAUUUCCCGAGAAAUGCUAAGCAAUUGGAAAAGUGCCAUGUUAUCAAUAAAACCAUUGCUUGCUCAUAGAAUGAGUGCAGACACCGACAUGUUCCCUGCUAUUGUGGAUCGAUACAUAGAAGGAAUAACUCAAGCAGGCUGGAGAGUCAACAUGUGGGCUGUUUGUGGUCAAAAACCAACGGAACCUUUAUCUUAAUACUAGUUAAUAAUAAAAAAAAAAAGCCCAUCCUCCUCCUCCUCUUCAAG
Molecule: messenger RNA, 1357 nt
Organism: Gilbertella persicaria
Lineage: Eukaryota; Fungi; Mucoromycota; Mucoromycetes; Mucorales; Choanephoraceae
Product: S-adenosyl-L-methionine-dependent methyltransferase
Exons: 7
Coding region: 312-1307 (331 amino acids)
Source: RefSeq, a predicted model, not a curated record